UGUGCUCGCCGCUACACAUGUGUUUUUCUACGGCAGCACCGCGGUUUGCGUUCAGUAUGCAGCUCGCACAGGACUGACGUGGGUUGCCUUUCACCUUCUUCGCCUCUUCAAAACGCUUCACGAAGCUCGAUACUCGUCGCGAGCAACUUUCAGUAGGCUGAAGUGGUCCUUCCGAGCGGCGCCCAAGAUGUGCGGAAUUUUCGCCUACCUGAAUUACCUCGAACCGAAGACACGACGAGAAAUCCUGGAAUGUUUGAUCAAGGGCCUUCAGCGACUGGAGUAUAGGGGCUACGAUUCUGCUGGAAUUGCCUUUGACAAAGACUCUCGGGGCAGUGACAUUUCCAUCAUUCGUAAAAUUGGAAAAGUCAAGGUGCUUGAGGACUGCAUAUGGCAGAAGGAUGACCUGGACAUGGAUCAUGAGCACAUCACACAUGUUGGUGUUGCCCACACACGUUGGGCAACCCAUGGUGCCCCCAGUGACCUCAACAGCCACCCACAUCGUUCAGACACCGAAAAUGAAUUUGUGGUUGUUCACAAUGGCAUAAUUACCAACUACAAGGACAUCAAGCAGUUCCUGCUUCAGAAGGGAUGUCAUUUUGAAUCUGACACUGACACGGAGGUCAUUGCAAAAUUCAUCAAGCAUCUCCAUGACACCCACCCAGACCUAUGCUUUAGGGAGUUGGUGGAACAGGUCAUCCAGCAGCUGGAGGGAGCUUUUGCACUGGUAUUCAAGAGCAAGAAGUUCCCACAUCAGUGUGUUGCCACAAGGCGGGGAAGCCCUUUGCUAGUUGGCCUGAAGACCAAGUCCUAUCUCUCAACAGAGUUCAUCCCAGUCUUAUACAGCAAAGCCUCUUUUCGGCAUGCAGAAUGUGGCAUCCAAAAUGAACAAGGUCAGGCUAUGGUUGCCUUUGCACAUGCAGGAAUGUUCAUUGGAGGACAAAAUUGUUUGCUGAACCACCGCCCCAGGGAGUCCCACCCACCUUCCAACACGGGAGGUCUGCAGCGUACUGCAUCAACAACAGAGUUUGGCCCACCUGGAGAUGACAAGGAAAUUGAAUACUUCUUUGCAUCAGAUGCUAGUGCCAUCAUUGAACACACAAACAGGGUGAUCUUCCUUGAAGAUGAUGAUGUUGCAGCUGUUUCUGAUGGGCAUCUGACCAUCCACAGAUUGAAGAGGACACUUGAUGAGAAUGUGAACCGAGAAAUCAUCACACUAAAGAUGGAAAUACAGCAGAUCAUGAAAGGAAACUUCAGCUCUUUCAUGCAAAAGGAGAUCUUCGAGCAGCCUGAGUCUGUGAUAAACACAAUGAGAGGGCGCCUCAACUUUGAGAAGGAAUCUGUGGUUUUGGGCGGCAUUAAGGACUACAUCACUGAAAUCAAGCGAUGCAGACGGCUACUGCUCAUUGGCUGCGGCACCAGCUACCAUAGUGCCAUAGCUACGAGACAAAUCUUGGAAGAGCUUACAGAGCUGCCUGUCAUGGUAGAACUGGCCAGUGACUUUUUGGAUCGCAACACUCCUGUGUUCAGAGAUGAUGUCUGUUUCUUUAUUUCUCAGUCGGGUGAGACUGCAGACACUCUCAUGGCACUGCGCUACUGCAAGCAGCGUGGUGCCUUAAUUGUUGGUGUCACCAACACUGUUGGGUCCAGCAUCUGCCGUGAAAGCCAUUGUGGCGUUCACAUUAAUGCAGGUCCAGAGAUUGGUGUGGCCAGCACCAAGGCGUACACCAGCCAAUUCAUAUCUCUUGUGAUGUUCUCCCUGAUGAUGUGCGAGGAUCGCAUUUCCAUGCAACCUCGACGCAGUGAGAUUAUUCAAGGGCUUCACAGGCUUCCAGACCAGAUAAAGGAGGUGCUCAAGCUGGAUGAUGAGGUGAAAGAGCUUGCCCAGCACCUCUACCAACAGAAGUCUCUCUUGGUCAUGGGCAGGGGCUACAACCAUGCCACAUGCUUGGAAGGUGCCCUGAAAAUCAAAGAGCUCACAUACAUGCAUUCCGAAGGCAUCCUGGCUGGGGAGCUGAAGCACGGCCCUCUAGCCCUAGUCGACAAGGCCAUGCCAGUCAUAAUGGUGCUUACACGGGACCCUGUAUUCCCCAAGUGUAUGAAUGCCAUGCAGCAGGUGAUCGCACGUGAUGGACGGCCUAUUGUAAUUUGUGAAAAAGGGGAUGAAGAGACAAAGAAGAUGGCCUUCAAGUAUCUCGAAGUACCUCACACGGUGGACUGCCUGCAAGGCGUAUUGACUGUUAUUCCUCUUCAGCUUAUGUCUUACCACAUUGCUGUGCUGAAGGGUUGCAAUGUGGACUGCCCUCGGAACUUGGCGAAGUCGGUCACUGUGGAGUAAACUCUGCAAGAGUCGCUUGCUUGCUGCCAGGCUUUUGAUGCAUGAAAGUUUUUGAGUAAUUGAAAUCGUAUCAUGCAUAUGACUAUCCUGUUUGUACACAUCUGCUGUCAAUGAAGCUUGGCGUAUACUUUGAUACUAUGAUACCAGCAAGCCUGCGGGCUUAUUGUACGAAUAAGGCACUGCAAGUAACAGCUGUGAUUAUGUAUUUUAGAAUGAAGCCCCGGUGAGUCUGUUCUGGACUUUUAUAGUUGUGGACAUUUUUGUGAUGCAGAAGAAAGUAUUUUUCAUAUUUUAUCUUUCCAGUCUCUUCUUUGUCGCUAUGUCUUAAAUCUAGCUUUUAUAUUGCUAGGCAUUCAAAAUUCUUGCUUUUUACUGUUGUUACACAUACAAGAACACAAUGUAAUCUAGAUGUUCUUUUUUUUUUGCUUGUUCUUGUAUAUAUGUCAAUUUGAGUGCAGUCAUGCAUUUGUUUUAGCCAGUGAUUUGGAGGAUGCAUGUUGCAUGUCAUUCAUGUUAGAUAAGCUGUACAUGAAUCUCUUUACACUUGUUUUAAUAAAAGCUUUUCACCUA
Molecule: messenger RNA, 2905 nt
Organism: Dermacentor silvarum
Lineage: Eukaryota; Metazoa; Arthropoda; Arachnida; Ixodida; Ixodidae
Product: glutamine--fructose-6-phosphate aminotransferase [isomerizing] 2-like
Exons: 20
Coding region: 188-2335 (715 amino acids)
Biological process (GO): fructose 6-phosphate metabolic process; UDP-N-acetylglucosamine metabolic process; protein N-linked glycosylation
Molecular function (GO): L-glutamine:D-fructose-6-phosphate transaminase (isomerizing) activity; carbohydrate derivative binding
Source: RefSeq, a predicted model, not a curated record